GGGCUUCACGUUUAUUGCUUCGAUGUUCGGUUCGAUUUUCGGAUACGGAUUUUUGAAGCUUCUCUCACAAACAAAUCUCCCUAUCAUCGGGGGCACGUUCGGACCCCAAGAGAAGUAAAUCAAACCCCUCUUUUCUGACUCUAAUAUUGACGCUGAUCUUGGUAAACUAGCUCAAUCGUACAAGCGGCGGCCACCGGUGCCGGUGGUAUCGCCGGUAUCUUUGUCGCCGGUAUCCCCGCCAUGUACCGACUUGGACUUAUGGACAGCACGCCUUCCGGCGACAUCGGAAAGAUAUUUACCUUGACCAUCUGCUGUUCUUUUUUCGGAAUCUUCUUUGUCACACCGCUCCGGAAGUUCUUCAUCAUCCGGACUGCCCGGGAGCUGAAGCUCAUGUUUCCCACCCCGACCGCGGCCGCCUUGACAAUCAGGUCCAUGCAUGCGGGUAUAAAAGGAGCCCAAGAAGCUGCUAGUAAGCUGAAGGCGCUUGGCUUUGCCUUCUGCGCCUGCAUCGGCCACCGCGUCGCAUCAUACUACGCCAUUGGAAUCCUCUACGACUGGCACGUUUUCACCUGGAUCCAUAUCUGGAGCGGUUAUACGUCUUGGGCGAUGAACAUCGAGAGCUGGGGAUGGUAUUUUGAAUGGACGACUGCCUUUAUUGGCUCAGGAAUGUUGAUCGGAAUGAACUCUGCUUGUUCAAUGAUGGCAGGUAGUAUCUUGGCCUGGGGCCUUAUCGGCCCCGUUCUCGUUCACUAUGGCGAAUGUAUUGGGCUCGAUGCUUCCGAUGGAGACCCGAAGUGGAACGGCUACUACAGUUUCACGUCUCUGAAGAACGUUGGGAGCGGCCCCCCGUCCCCGCGAUACUGGCUGUUGUGGCCCGGGGUCAUGGUCAUGGUGUGUUCAUCAAUGGGAGAGUUGCUAGUCCAUUGGAAGAUCAUCUACUACGGCUUCAAGGCUGGCUGGAAAUCCAUCUGCUUGUCGGUCCAUCAGACCGCCAUGAAGCGGAACAAGCGGAUCGAGUUCUUCGCCAAGUAUGCCGAGGCAGAAGAGAAGAUGGACGCAGACCAUGUCGAGGACCCUGCCAGGCCUGACCAACAAGUCAACACAUGGAUCUGGGUUACUGGUCUUUUUGCGUCUAUCGUUUUGGCCUGCAUUGUUAUGGGAGUUCAAUGGCAUGUCAACGUGGGCGUCACGAUUCUGGCCCUCGUCCUCGCCUUUUUGUUCUCUUUCCUGGCCAUCCAGAUUGGAGCUGUUACCGACCAGACACCUCUUACAGCUGCGGCAAAGGCUGCUCAGCUAGUUAUUGGCGGUACCACAACUGGGGCAGGAUACACGGUUCAACAUGCUCAGCGUAUUAACCUCAUCUCUGCUGGCUUGGCGGCCGGCGCCGCCGACGUUGCUACAUCCCUUACCUCCGAUUUCCGUACUGGCUUUCUUCUCGGUACGCCACCCAAGAAACAGUUCAUUGCUCAAGCUAUAGGCACUUUCGUGUCGGUUUGGCUCGCACCCGGAUUGUUUGUCUUGUUCACCUCGGCCUAUCCCUGUAUUACGAAUGCCGAGCUGGAUCACUGUCCUUUCCUGGUUCCGUCUGUUAGUGCCUGGGCUGCAGUUGCCGAGGUCGUCACCAGCCCCGAUGUCCCCAUUCCGCUCUCUUCCGGCAUCUUUGCUAUCGUUCUCGGUGUCUUUUCCAUCCUGCAGGUUUUCUUCCGCUACUAUUACCUCACCGGUUCCCGCGAGAAGUACCAACAAUGGCUUCCCAACUGGGGGGCCAUUGCCCUGUCAUUCGUCAUUCCAGGUCCUGUGUUCGUCAAUGCUGCCUUUUUCGGCGCCAUAAUCGCCUUUGUCUGGCGCAAGUGGAAGCCUGCGAGCUUCGAGCUUUACGGAUAUGCCAUCGCCGCCGGUAUGAUUGCUGGAGAGGGAAUGGGUGGUGUCAUUGGCGCCGCGCUGCAAUUGGGAAACGUCUCGAGCGACAGAUACGGAACCGGCGGUCUCGCUUGUCCUAUGGACGCUUGCUAAGUUGUGUUGAAUGAUCUUGACAGUGUAACUCAACACGAUGCUUUGCGAGAGAUUUUUACAAUAAUCUGAGCUGCUAUAUCAAUGGCAAGAAUUCUACAAAUGUUGACAUAUUUGUCAAUAAGAAGCAUGCAGCGUUAGAAUGAAACGACUUGAAAGGCUACAAGACAUGCCGCGAUGAGCGCGGCUGCAGUCUACUUUACUGGAGUCUUUCAAUGCGCCUUUAUGCCUACUUUUCCUACCAACUGGGGUACAUUGGGUUACUUCUUCAGAUGAUGUUAGUAGACCACCCAAUCAUUGACUUGAUAGAUAGGGGAAAGCACGCAUAGUCAUCUUGACCAAUUCUCGCGUCUCUGUCAAGAUUGCCACCAUUACAAACUUAUGUGAGGAAGUUUCUAAGCGCUUAGACUUACCUUGGCCCCAUAGUUGUGUUGGUAAAAUUUUACAACCCGUGCAUUAUCAUCUCAACAAC
Messenger RNA from Colletotrichum navitas, 2482 nucleotides. RefSeq names its product oligopeptide transporter. Gene Ontology annotation, molecular function: oligopeptide transmembrane transporter activity. Gene Ontology annotation, cellular component: fungal-type vacuole membrane. NCBI's taxonomy places the organism in Eukaryota, Fungi, Ascomycota, Sordariomycetes, Glomerellales, Glomerellaceae. The record is from RefSeq and is a predicted model, not a curated record. The transcript is spliced from 2 exons. Bases 241 to 2013 code for a protein of 590 amino acids.